This is a messenger RNA of Schistosoma mattheei, 1002 nucleotides long. Lineage: Eukaryota; Metazoa; Platyhelminthes; Trematoda; Strigeidida; Schistosomatidae. The record is from the annotation of a GenBank genome assembly.
AUGGUUUUCAGGCUUGACCCAUGUGGUAUAGCAUGUGUUUUGAUAACUCACUUGCUUGUAUUAUACUCGGAUUAUGUCGUGGUAUUUUACUUAGUUCUUCCGGUUCUCAAAAACAGCUUUUGGGCUAUUCUGAAUACGAUAUGCUUUAAUAUAGUGGCCUCUUUACUAUUAUUUUCUCAUAUAUGUGCUGCCGUAACGGAUCCAGGACUGAUACCUUUGCACCGGUAUACUGUUAGUCAGUUAGCUAGUGUCCAGAAACCUGAUGGAUGGACUACUUGUAAUAAAUGUGGAAUACAUAGGCCCCCGAGAGCUCAUCAUUGCCGGAUUUGUCGACGGUGUGUAAGACGAAUGGAUCACCAUUGUCCCUGGAUUAAUAAUUGUGUUGGUGAAUGUAAUCAAAAAUAUUUUAUUCAAUUUUUAAUUUAUGUCGGCAUUCUUUACGCGUCUAAUGCCGAUGUUGUAGUUGUUGCUCAUACAAUUGUACUUGUAGCAAUCUCUUGUCUAUUUGGAUUAUUUAUUCUAGCUAUUCUAUCUGAUCAGUACAAGUCGAUCGUUGAAGAUACAACAGCAGUUGAAGCUUGGCUAUCGGGUAAUAUUCCACAUUCUUCAUCCGAUACAGAAGCUUAUCCAAAUGGUGGUGGUAACGGUGGUGUUGGUAGUGGAGGAUUUCGUCGUAAAUUAUCCAAAUUGACUCUGUUUCGUGAGGUUUUUGGAAGUGGUCCAUUUUACUCUUGGCUACUUCCAUGUUCAUAUCUUUUCAAGCCUUAUCCAAAAUAUUAUACUGCUUUAUCCAAUAUUAUUAAUGAUGUAAAUUACUCUGUCAACAGUUGUAAUAAUAAUAAUAAUAACAACAAUCUUCCAAUCAAUGAUCAUCAUCAUCAUCACCAUGGAAUUGAUAAUAAAUCAACAACAACCACUACAGCUUCUUCAUUUCUCCUGAAACCGAUAAACAAGAAACAUGGGUUGAUUAUCACUAACAACACCUACUCCAUAUUAAAAUAA